Molecule: messenger RNA, 150 nt
Organism: Dichotomopilus funicola
Lineage: Eukaryota; Fungi; Ascomycota; Sordariomycetes; Sordariales; Chaetomiaceae
Exons: 1
Coding region: 1-150 (49 amino acids)
Biological process (GO): protein secretion
Source: RefSeq, a predicted model, not a curated record
AUGGCUCCUCCGACGUACAUAAUUUCCCGCGCUGCGGACCCCAUCUUCGCCGUGUUCAUUGGCGUGUCGGCAGCAGCGCUCAGAAUAAACCGCGAGGAAAAGGAGAAAGGGAGGACAACUCAGGAAACAAUCGAAGCGGCUCGUCGGUAA